GCCGAGGGACUUUAUGUAAGGUCGCCGUGCCACGUGACGCCGCCGGCUUCCGGUUUAGAGGUGCGAGGGGAACUUCCGGCUGGGCUAGCGUUGUUGUUGGAGAGGUGAGAGUGAAGGUCUCGAUGCUGGCUGUAAGACAGAUUGUGGGCAGUGGGCUUCGAGGACCUUUCUCCUCGCAGGGGGCUGCCCUCUCCCUGGUCCGGUUUACUUCCUCAACUUCCCAGCAGGGCACUCCCACCAAGACCAAGUACGGACCCCUCAAGGAUGAAGACCGGAUCUUCACCAACCUGUACGGCCGCCAUGACUGGAGGCUGAAGGGGGCUCUGAAACGUGGGGACUGGUACAAAACCAAAGAGAUUCUGCUGAAGGGGGUCGACUGGAUUCUCGGAGAGGUGAAGACCUCCGGCCUGCGGGGGAGGGGAGGAGCCGGAUUUCCCACCGGAAUGAAGUGGGGGUUCAUGAACAAGCCUUCAGAUGGAAGGCCCAAAUACCUGGUAGUGAACGCUGAUGAGGGGGAGCCAGGAACGUGUAAGGACCGUGAGAUCAUGAGGCAUGACCCCCACAAGCUGAUUGAAGGUUGCCUGGUUGCGGGCCGCUCGAUGGGUGCUCAAGCUGCUUAUAUCUACAUCAGGGGCGAGUUCUAUAAUGAAGCUUCCAAUGUACAGGUUGCGAUUAAGGAGGCAUAUGAGGCAGGGCUGAUCGGGAAGAAUGCCUGUGGGUCUGGAUAUGAUUUUGAUGUGUUUGUUUUCCGUGGAGCCGGUGCCUACAUAUGUGGGGAGGAGACGGCCCUGAUCGAGUCACUGGAGGGGAAACAGGGCAAACCCCGUCUGAAGCCCCCUUUCCCUGCUGACGUGGGCGUAUUUGGCUGCCCGACAACUGUUGCCAACGUGGAGACGGUGGCCGUCUCCCCUACCAUCUGCCGGCGCGGUGGCGAGUGGUUCCACAGCUUUGGGCGGGAGCGCAACUCCGGAACCAAACUCUUCAACAUCUCGGGCCACGUCAACAACCCCUGCACCGUGGAGGAGGAGAUGUCCAUUCCCCUCAAGGAGCUCAUCGAGAGGCACGCGGGUGGUGUGAUUGGAGGAUGGGACAAUCUCCUGGCGAUCAUUCCGGGUGGAUCAUCCACACCUCUGAUUCCCAGAUCCGUUUGUGAAGACGUGAUGAUGGACUUCGACGCACUUGUUGCAGCUCAGACUGCGUUAGGCACAGCGGCCGUUAUCGUGAUGGAUAAAUCAUCAGACGUUAUCCGCUGUAUCGCCCGUUUAAUGGAGUUCUACAAACACGAGAGCUGCGGACAGUGUACGCCUUGUCGUGAAGGUGUAGACUGGAUGAACCAGAUGUUGUGGCGUUUUGUGAAGGGUGAUGCUCGUGUUGCUGAGAUUGACAUGCUGUGGGAGAUCAGCAAGCAGAUUGAAGGACACACAAUCUGUGCCCUGGGUGACGGGGCAGCGUGGCCUGCACAGGGUUUAAUCCGACACUUCCGUCCGGAGAUGGAGAAAAGAAUCCAAUCCUUCCAGGAAAGCGGAAUGGCGAAGGCUGUGAUGUGAAGAAACCUUGGAGAUGAACUGUGCAGCUCCUUGAGCACUUUGGAAAGCAGAGAGAGUGUGUCUGUGUGUGGGGAAUAUAUUUAUACAAGUUUGACUGGGAGUAGACACCUGUAAUUCAUACGCGUUAAUAUCAUAUUGGGAAAGAUUGAGUUUACUGUUUGAAAGGUCUGAUUUUCCCAAUAAAAUUGCUUUUAUCCACCA
Messenger RNA from Carcharodon carcharias (great white shark), 1748 nucleotides. It is a transcript of the gene ndufv1, whose product is annotated as NADH:ubiquinone oxidoreductase core subunit V1. NCBI's taxonomy places the organism in Eukaryota, Metazoa, Chordata, Chondrichthyes, Lamniformes, Lamnidae. The record is from RefSeq and is a predicted model, not a curated record. The transcript has 11 exons. The coding region runs from base 123 to 1547 and encodes 474 amino acids. Gene Ontology annotation, molecular function: NADH dehydrogenase (ubiquinone) activity; NAD binding; FMN binding. Gene Ontology annotation, biological process: mitochondrial electron transport, NADH to ubiquinone.